Wallemia ichthyophaga EXF-994 is the source of this 5919-nucleotide messenger RNA. RefSeq names its product Chitin synthase 6. Bases 1 to 5919 code for a protein of 1972 amino acids. Gene Ontology annotation, cellular component: myosin complex; cell septum; cell periphery. The record is from RefSeq and is a predicted model, not a curated record. NCBI's taxonomy places the organism in Eukaryota, Fungi, Basidiomycota, Wallemiomycetes, Wallemiales, Wallemiaceae. Gene Ontology annotation, molecular function: ATP binding; cytoskeletal motor activity; chitin synthase activity. The transcript is spliced from 5 exons.
AUGUCAGAAAUAACAAAUCUAAAUUCUUUAAUAAAGGUGGAUAGUGAUGGCGGUGUUUUGUGUCCCAAUUUAGACGAUAUACACGCUUUACUCCAAUCAAGAUUUCGCGUAGAUCUCCCUUUCACGAAGCUAGGAUCAUCUACGCUGAUAUCUGUAAAUCCCUUGAAGCAGCUUCAAUCUUACAACGCUCAAUCUCAAAUUGAGUAUAAGCAGAACACUUAUCUCCCUAGCCACUCUAUUCUUCAGCCACACGCCUAUGAUUUGGCUAGCAGGGUUUUACUAUCCUUGAAGCGCAAAGGUGUCAGCCAGGCUGUUAUUUAUGAUGGUCUCGCUGGUUCUGGUAAAUCAUACAACAAAUCGCUCAUAACCAAUCAACUUCUAUUUCUAUCCAAUAACUCUUUAGGAUCUAAUCAGCUGAUUGAAAAGAUUAAUUCUCUCCACACUAUCAUCAGCUCGUUCGGUAAUGCUAAGACUAGCCUCUCUUCAAAUGCCACCAGGCAUUCCCUUCUCCACGAACUACAAUUCUCUAAAGCUGCGAAACUUAUUGGCUCUAAAUCCCUCCUUUUCAACCUUGACAAAUCUAGAAUUGGUCAUUUGGCUCCUGAUGAGCGCUCGUUCCACGUCUUCUAUCAGUUCCUCGCAGGUGCUCCACCCAACCUCCAAGAACUCUAUGACUUACAAGAUCCAAGCUCAUACGCUAUGUUAGCUUCCAGUGGCUGCUUCAAACUCCCCUUUGGCCCUUUCUCUGAUGACCACGCUGGCUAUAACGCUCUCUAUGAUGCUUUCAUUACUCUGGGUUUCAGGCAAAAACAUAUAAACUCUAUUUGGAGCGUGAUUGUCGCUAUUCUAACUCUUUCUAAUAUUGAAUUCAUCGAUACUGAAUCGAGAGACUCUUCUGCCACCGUUCUGUCAACCCAUGAACUUCAACUUGUGGCCCAUUUACUCGGCAUUGAGCCAGAUGAACUCGAGGUUUUACUCGUCAAUAGAAGCUUCUAUGUAAAGAAAGACAUAAGUACCCACCUCCUUGACUCAGCCGGUGCUGUACGCCAACGCGAUCACCUCAUCCAAGAUCUUUAUGCUAUUUUAUUCACUUAUAUCAUUGAAUCUGGCAAUCACAAGCUCGUUAAUGACAAAAGUGCCUUGCAGAUUCUUCAAUUAGAUAUUCCUGGUUUUAACAGCAAAUCACCCACAAAUUCAAUCAUGUCGAGACAUUCAUACCCACUCAUCAACUCACAAACGUGCAAUUUCAACGAUUUCACUAUCAACUACUCUUCUGAACUCGUCAAUGCUUAUUUGAUGAGAAGAGUGUUCGAUGAUAGCAAUUCUUACAAUGGUAUCCAAAUCAACGAUGGUUUGCAAUUUCUUGAUAAGUACCAUGAUGCUACUACCAGCGACGCUCUCCAUUUGUUACGUGGCUCUCCCACUUUUCCCACUUCUCAUCCUCCUCCAGGGAAGCCUUUGGGUGUCUUAGGGCUCCUCAACCAGUCAGGAAGGCAGAUUAUGAGUGGAGCGCUGCUUGAGAAUAGAGCUGACGAUGCAUUUAUCGCCUCAUUAAACAAUAACUUCCACUCUCAUAAAGCAUAUGAAUUCAAUCCACCAGGAUAUGGCAACCCACCCACUUCACAAUUCACCAUUAAUCACUGGGGAGGAAGUGUUAGCUACGAGGUGCAUGAGUUCAUCCACCGCGAUCAAGAUAGGUUGGAUCCGAUGAUAGUAUCAACUCUUCGCUCAUCGAGUAAUUCAUUCAUCAGCAAACUGUUUAGUGGUCCCUCCAUUUCCAUCAAGAUGCAUCCAGUUGACGAGGAGACAAUAGCAGACUCACAAAUCUCCACUGCACCAUUGAGGGAAGUGUCUUCAAUAAGCCAUCCCGUCGAUGGAGGACUAUCGCAAUCAACUCAGCACCAACUCAGCAGCCACGACAUACACCCCGUCUCCACCCAGCUCGAUUCGACGUAUGGCGGCAUACUGAAUGCCUUUGACAAAUGUCAGAUGUGGAGUGUUCUCUCACUCCGUCCGAACGACAGUGGCUCAGCGAAUGCCAUCGACAAGCGCAGACUGCGCUGGCAGCUGGAGCGAUUGCGAGUGGGCGACAUUGUUGAACGUAGGCGCUCCGACUACGUUUCUCACUACCCCUUCGAAACAUUUUGCACACGCUAUAUUUCAGGCGAGGCGGUGGAUGAUCCAGACAUCGCUAGAGUGGCUGCACAGACGUAUCUCACUGAGAACGAUUUCGGCGAAGGGCUCGAUUAUGCACUGGGCAAUGAGUGCGUGUGGCUUAGUUACGCUGCGUGGAAGAUACUCGAGGAUGGAAUACGCGAAGGGGAGCAUGACUACGACUAUGAGGAGGAGGAAGAGGACGGGCGUGAUAGCUUUGGCGAAGCGCCCAAGGAAAUGGCAGUCGAUCCUCACUCCCACUCCAACACGCGCGCUUCAACUAACUUUGUCCCGAUGAAUGCGGCCGUUACUCCAAACACACCUCAAACUCCGCACGAUGCGGACGGCUACGCAUACCCCUUCCCCCAAAGCGGCUAUGCGCCCGUCGACGAGCACACGCCGUCGUACGCGAAGCAGGAGUUCGCAGACGCCCAGACGCCCGGGCUGCAGUAUGAGUGGGGAAGCGAUAAAGGGGAGACUAUGAGCGAAAAGAGCGACAAGUCUGGCGCAGAUUCCUUCGUCGCACACCGUCAACACGACGUCCAGAAAGCGCCGCGCAGCCCUUCGAGACGCUUCUGGGUAAAGCUCGUCUGGGCGUUUACCUGGUUCGUCCCGUCGCUCCUCCUAACGCAUGUGGGCAGGAUGAAGCGUCCGGAUGUGCGUUUUGCAUGGCGCGAGAAACUCACUCUGUGUAUGCUCAUCGCACUUUUUUGCGGCGCUGUCCUCUUCUAUAUUAUCGGCUUCGGGAAGGUCCUCUGCCCUAAUUAUAACAAGGCGUGGAGUGAUGGCCAGCUAGGAUCGCAUGCGUCAGACGAUGACUUCUGGGUUGGUAUCCAGGGUUCAGUCUACGAUAUCUCCGACUUCUGGAGGACUAAACACUCGGACAUAGAGUCACGCCCUGUUACAUCGGAACAGAUGAAGCAGCUCGGCGGGCGCGACCUCACUGAUUACUUCCCUCCACCACUCGAAUGGGCUUGCGAGGGUCUGACGGAUGGUGACAUACCCAACUACGAUCCCGGAAGCAGACUACUUGCCGUCCCAACUGCCGACCAUAGCUCAGGAACCGAGUACGAACUCAAUGAAGACUCAGCACUCCAGUCGUCCACCUGGUACCCCGAUAACUUCCUUCCCAAGAUGAAACCCAUGUACAAGGGUUUGUUUGUGAUUCAGAAGGAGGACGUACAGGAGGACGGCUUUAAGCGUGACAAGCAGAAGGCUAUGUAUGACGGCGGGGUUUACGACCUAAGUGCAUACCUCUCCACCGUCAAGUACUACUCUUCGACGAAUGAUGCUGUGCAAUUCAUGGACGAGAGCGUCACCGAUCUUUUCAAGGAGAAAGCGGGGCAGGAUAUUACGAAGGAGCUCAACGAGGUGUUGGACGGCAUGGACAACACGCGCGCCGAUCAGCACAAACAGUGUCUUAAGCGCAGGUACUAUCUCGGCGACGUUGAUUUCAGAGACACGCCCAGAUGUCAGGCGCAGAACUACAUCCUGCUCUCCUUCACCGUAUUUCUCUGUUGCAUUCUCCUUGUCAAGUUCCUAGCGGCGCUCCAGCUCGGCAGCAAGCGCAAACCGGAGCCACAGGACAAAUUUGUUAUAUGUCAGGUUCCCGCUUACACUGAAGGUGAGGAUUCGCUGAAGAAGACGAUCGACAGCUUGGCCGGGUUGGAGUAUGACGACAAGCGCAAACUCAUCCUCGUAGUGUGUGACGGCAACAUUAUUGGUGGUGGGAACGACAGAACAACACCGCGCAUAGUUCUCGAUAUAUUCGGUGUCGAUCCUGAAAUCGACCCUGAGCCACUGAUGCUUAAGUCUCUCGGCGAGGGCGGCAAGCAGAUGAAUUACGGCAAGGUGUAUUCGGGGUUAUAUGAGUACGAGGGGCAUGUUGUACCCUUUAUGGUGGUUGUCAAGGUCGGUAAGCCUACCGAGCGGUCCAGACCAGGCAACAGAGGGAAGCGUGAUUCACAGAUUCUCGUGAUGCGCUAUCUUAACAGGGUGCACUUCAGCGCACCUAUGUAUCCACUCGAGCUGGAGAUGAUGCACCAAAUGAAAAACGUCAUCGGGAUCGAUCCGAGCUUCUACGAAUACAUACUCAUGGUGGACGCAGAUACAUCCGUCACGCCAGAAUCGGUCAAUCGACUGGUUGCACGAUGCGUUGACGACAGCGCGAUUAUCGGGAUUUGCGGUGAGACGAGGUUGGACAACGAGGAGCAAAGUUGGUGGACUAUGAUACAGGUGUAUGAGUACUUUAUUUCCCACCAUCUAGCCAAGGCGUUCGAAAGUCUGUUCAGUACUGUCACAUGUCUUCCAGGGUGUUUCUCUAUGUAUCGCAUUCGCACUGACGAUAAAGGAAAGCCGCUGAUCAUCUCGACGCGUGUGAUAGAGGACUAUGCGGAGAACAACGUGGAUACCUUGCACAAAAAGAAUUUGCUCUCACUCGGUGAAGAUCGUUACUUGACUACUAUCAUGCUCAAGUAUUUCUCUGCAUUCAAGAUGAAAUUCACCCAGGACGCUAUUGCUCACACUGCAGCACCUGAGUCUUGGUCUAUCCUUAUGUCACAGAGACGUCGGUGGAUCAACUCGACAGUACAUAACUUUACUGAACUCAUUAACCUUCCUGAUAUUUGCGGGUUCCUUUGCUUCAGUAUGCGCUUUAUCGUCAUCAUUGAUCUUAUCUCGACCAUUCUAUUGCCGGCAACCGUCGUUUAUCUCGUCUACCUGAUCACGAUUGUCGCUUUGGGUCAAGGACCGUUCCCCAUUAUCACGAUAAUCAUGUUAGCUGCCACGUACGGCUUCCAAAUCGUCAUCUUCCUCCUCAAGCGCGAGUGGCAGUAUGUAGGCUGGAUGAUCAUCUACCUGCUCAGCUACCCCCUGUGGUCUUUCUACCUGCCGCUGUACUCGUUCUGGCAUUUCGACGACUUCGGAUGGGGUACGACGCGCGUUGUGAUCGGUGAGAAAGGGUCGACCAAGAUCGUCGCUACUGACGAAGAACCCUUCGACGAGUCGCAACUCCCUCUCAAGACAUUCUCCGACUACGAAACAGAGCUGUACACUAAGACAGGCGGCACUAACCCCUUUUCCGACAGCCGCGGCAUGGCUUCUACUAUUAGUGACUUCCAGUUCCCACCGCCACACGCAAGUAUGCAUAUGGGCGGUGGUGGGGGUGCGAUGAGUGCGAUGAACGGGAUGAACGCCCGUUCUAACACUCCUGCUUAUACCAACGCCGGCGAUAUGCCGCGCCCAUACUCAACUUACUCCCUCGCUACCAACAACCUCGCUCCGAACAUGCCGCACAUGCAGAACAUGCCGAACAAUCCGUAUGGAGCAGCGUCGGCGUACAACCCCACCAUGAGCCACAUGAGCAUGGGCAUGGGAAUGGGAAUGGGUAUGAAUCCUUAUCAGUCAAUGUACGGUAUUAGCGAGGCGCAGCUGCUGCCACACGCACAGAUGCACGCACAUACACAAGAUCAAGAUAACUCGCCACACUCCAAUUCAGCUGCUUCCAGACCUCCCUCUAUGUUCUCGGGCGCGGGGCAGGCUGCAUCGGACUUCGGUGCGAGCGUUGCUCCCAAUCCCAUCUCCGACCCCUCGGACGAACAGAUUGUCCUCGCUCUCAGACAGUACCUCGCUACUACUCCCCUCAUGCAGGUCACGAAACGCACCGCAAGAGAUCAUGUAGCUAAGCGCUUCCCUAAUGCCGACGUGGAGGCUAGGAGAGACACUAUCAAUCACUCUAUUGACGCUAUUCUCGAAGGUAGAAUUUGA